CCACCUACCGCCCCCAUUCCCAUUCCCGAAGACUGCCGAGUAAGGGGGAGAAGGCCGUGCUCAGUCCUCGCAUCUAUACGGCAUUUCCGGAGAUUACCGAGGGACUUCGGCCUCUCCUUCACAUUUCCCCCUCCCCGUCUCCGGAGGCGGCUGCUUUUGCUACUGCGGCCGCUACCGCAAGCAGGGUGUCUUUUUCUUCUCGGUUCUUUUCGGCGCUGCCCGGCGGGCCUAAGUCAGUGUUGCGCGUUCUCGGCAGAGCCCCUCGCUCGUGAGUUUCCUGCCCAGAGGUACCCCGCGACCCCCCUUCCCGCCUUAGUCCUCUCGCAGGUCCUGGCCGGACCGGGCUGGGUGGGCCUCUGCGCUACCGCCGUCGCUGCUGCUGCUGGGCUAUCGCGACCGGUGACUGAAUUGUGGUGACUGUGAGGCGACGAGGACGUCUGCGGCUCCCGCUUGGGGAACCGGGGCGGCCGGGGGUCCGGCUCGGAUGGCGGACGGCAUCCAGCACCAGCAGCUUGUUCCCGGCGUCGGCGUCCCAGCUCCUCGAGGGAUCAAGCGGGAACCCGAACUGGAGCAGCUAAUGCCCGGAGGCGACGGAGCCGAGAGCGGCCAAAUCAAGAGGCUGCGGACGGAGGCUGAGGUAGACGGAGGCGGCAUGCAGAAUGAGCCUCUGACUUCCAGUUAUCAUGGGUACCCAGGAAGAGACAGCCAGGGUAACCAGGAGCCGACAGCCACUCCUGACACAAUGGUCCAGCCAUUCACUACAAUCCCAUUCCCACCUCCCCCACAGAAUGGGAUUCCCACAGAGUAUGGAGUACCCCACACUCAGGACUAUGCAGGCCAGACCAGCGAGCACAAUCUGACAAUCUAUGGAAGUACCCAGGCACAUGGAGAACAGAACACGAAUACAGCCACCGCACAGAAUGGAUCUCUUACGCAGACAGAAGGAGGGGCACAGACGGAUGGCCAGCAAUCGCAAACACAAAGCAAUGAGAGUACUGAGAGCAAAUCUACUCCAAAACGGCUGCAUGUCUCCAACAUUCCCUUCCGCUUUCGGGAUCCUGAUCUUCGGCAGAUGUUUGGGCAAUUUGGCAAAAUCCUUGAUGUAGAGAUAAUCUUUAAUGAACGUGGCUCCAAGGGAUUCGGGUUCGUAACUUUCGAGAAUAGUGCUGAUGCAGACAGGGCCAGGGAGAAAUUACACGGCACCGUGGUUGAGGGCCGUAAAAUCGAGGUUAAUAAUGCUACUGCACGAGUGAUGACUAAUAAGAAGAUGGUUACACCGUAUGCAAACGGCUGGAAGCUGAGCCCUGUGGUUGGAGCAGUGUAUGGUCCUGAAUUAUAUGCAGCAUCCAGUUUUCAAGCAGAUGUCUCGCUGGGCAAUGACGCUGCAGUGCCCCUGUCAGGAAGGGGGGGUAUUAACACUUACAUUCCUUUAAUCAUUCCUGGCUUCCCUUACCCAACUGCAGCCACCACAGCAGCCGCUUUCAGGGGAGCCCAUCUGAGGGGCCGAGGAAGGACAGUGUAUGGUGCAGUGCGGGCAGUACCUCCAACAGCCAUCCCAGCUUACCCAGGAAUAGUCUUACAGGAACCAAUCAUUAGCGCUAAAAUACCUCAGGGCGGAUAUGCAGCCUACAGAUAUGCGCAGCCUGCUACGGCAACGGCAGCCACUGCUGCUGCAGCCGCUGCAGCGGCUUACAGCGAUGGUUAUGGCAGGGUGUACACAGCAGACCCUUACCACGCCCUUGCCCCUGCCGCUAGCUAUGGAGUUGGCGCUGUGGCAAGUUUAUACCGAGGCGGCUACAGCCGAUUUGCCCCAUACUGAAGUGACAUGAGCCCCCCCUGCAAGUGGGACAGCCCCCCAGUUCAUGAGGCCUGGCUAUUGCAAUAUUUACUAGUAGAGGAACUCUAUAGCAAGAAGAGGAGGAAAACAAAAGAAAAAACAAGAGAAAUACUUUUUUAUACCUCACUAUGUUCUUUGAAUAUGUAUUUUUUCUUUAAAUUUCUGCCUUUAAUUCUUUUGUUCCAAAGAUUGUGCAUUUUUGGGGUUUUUGGUUGUUUUUUUUAACUGUGGUAAACAUAAUGCAUUUCCAUGUCUGUAUAUGCGUAGCUUACCCCACCAAUCACAAAAGAGAUGAUGAAUAGUGCUAAGGAGCACCAUUAGGAACCAAUAUCAUGGAACUAAAUCAGGAACAUGCAGCCGUUAAUUGUACCUGGGUCUGGUGCCUGAGGCCUGCAACACAUGAGGAAUAGCCCCUCUGCCUGCAAAGGGCAGCGCUGCUUGACUGUAGCUGGAACCUGCAUGCUGUUUGGAAACACAAAACAUUCCCCAUGUUAUUACCAUCUGACAAACAUGGGCUCAGGACAGUUCCACAAGUGUCAAGAUUUUACAGUUUUCAAGAUAAGACUCCUCAAAACUGCCCAAAGACAACGUCUGUUAAUGGUUUUAGGAGACAAGACUUGAAGUGAAUUUGUGAUCUUAUUCCUUCUAUACAUACACCUAACUUUAGUGAUUGUUGUCCACUACCAAGGCUCUACUUUUUAGUUUCUUUCACUUGCUAUGGUCUUCCUCUCUUCCUGUCCUUUCCCUCUUUUCUUUGCUGGAGGAGCAGCGGAUAUGGGACAGUGACUACAAAACUUGAAGUCAAGGUGGAGGGAGUUACCUCUUUGAUAACAAGGAGUAUGAUGGCCAAGUCAUACAGAUCCUGAAGUUAUAGAAGAACGAUGAUGGGGGAAGCUUGCACCAGUGCCACUUUGAGCUACUCAGAUAUCCCAUUGUCCGAGAUCCCUCUUUUCACCCUUAGCUUUGCUGCAAGUAUGCCACCAAAAAAUUGCAUGAAAUGAGAAAAACGUGGCCUAGAUUGAUCCUAGAAAAGCAGCGGAGGCAGUGGGGAGGAAACUUUGUAUCAUAACACUAUUCUUAAACUCAUCAUUGUGUAUCUUCAGCAUCUGGGAUCAGGCAGAAAUAUAGUUCAAAAUAUGAUGUAGAGAAGGAACUUCUGACUUGAUAUGUAAUGCAGAGCUUUCAGUGGGCCAUCUUCUGCCUCUCUGGAAAGAAAUCUGUAUCCAGACUGCUCAACUUGGGUGUGAACUGUAGGCUGUGAGCUGAGAGGGGCUUCAAAAAGACACUGAGCCCAGGGAUUGCCCCUUACAUUUUUAUCAUACAUGGAAUGUCAAUUAUAUUAUGCAGUGGUUUAUUCUGUACGUUGCUAUAGAAGCGUGAGUGUGACGACAGGCAAGCCCUUUGCCCUCUGCCUGCUAAGCUUUUAUGAUUCUCUCAGCACCUCUUGCAGACUCUCUGCAGCUGUGUCUUAAAAACCCUACAUGUUAGAGAAGCACAAUUCCCUUUGGCUCCUUGGCCUGCCUAAAUUGGUACUGGGUGACAUUUCACCCCUUAAAGGGCAGCUAGGGGUGGACUUGUAGCUGAAGCCUUCUCAACUCCUGUUGUCAUCUGCUCACCAGUGAUGUCAGCUUAGGAAUGGAGACAUCCUGUUGCCCUUCAAUGAACAGGGCUACCAAGGAGGUGCACUGGCCCAGUCAUACACAACUUGUGUCUUUUGUUCACAAUCCCCUUGUGCCCUCUUAGUCCUUGCCAGAGAACACCAAGGAUGCUAGAGAGGAUGCCUGAAGCAAGAAGUACAGAGAUCUUAAUUAAGCUAGAGACUCUUAACAAUAUUGAUUCUCUGGAACAAGGUGACACCAAACUGCCAGCCUAUUGGCCACUUUUCUUUUGUUUUUAUUGUCUUGCUUUUCAAGCCAAAGUUUGGUUUGUUGCUGUUAUGACAAUUUCUGUUGUUUUUGUAUAUAAUUAUUUUAGUUAGGUUGAAAAUGGGGAGAGGGAGUGUCAGGGCUUUCACUAAAUCAAGGAAAUUAAGAGGAAGAUCAGAUUUUACGGCUUACAUAAAUUUUCUAGUGUCAUAUUCUCUGGAAGUCCAUUUCCAUUGCAAAGCAGAUGGGGGUAGGAUCGAACUCCUCCUGACGGAAUGAGGCACAGCAAAGACCUCUGGACUGAAUAACCAGCCACAUGAGGGGAGCCUUCUGUUAGCAUUACAGAGAAAGAUGCAGUUUGCAUAGCUCUUUUGCAUUUGACACCAUUUGGAUACAGAUGGAUUUUCCAGGCGGUGUGAUUCCUCCGUUAAGGAAGCUGAACACCGCUCAGUGCCAGUCAUAUAAGACUAAGCACAUCCUAUUACAAACAAUUCCUGGUUUAAGAAUCAGCCGCCUUGGCUGUCAUCUAAGCUGCAGCACCUGCCCUGCAAGGUGACCUUGACCAAGGCACUUCCCUUGUCUAUUAAAAGGAAGAAGGCAACCCCUCUUUUGUACAACUCUGUGAGGUCUAUGGUGAAGAACACUUUAUUAACAAGAAAUUCCUGUCUCCUAAUAUCUCCAAAGCCUAAAAAUAUCCAAUGAAACAAUUUUGUUGUAUAGCAACUUUUUAAUAACAUACUGUUACCCUUUUAUCUCUAGAGUGGCUGCACCAUCUUUAUAGAUGUGGAUACAAAGUUGAGGCUUUGCAAAUCCUCCAAAUAGCAUCUCCCCAUUACUAGAGUAGAUGUGGAGGAACACACCCAGAUACCAAGGAUGGAAACCAAAUUUGGGUGAUGUGCCUUUGGCUGUGUCCCACUCCUUAAGAGAGAGUUUGCAGGCAGCCUGAAAAAUAGAAUGCUACUUGUCAGUGCUCCAACAUGCCAGCAUCUGAGGGAUCCUUAGCCCUUGGGGGGAAGGGACGGGGUGAUUAAAAGUGUGUGUUGCUGGUUUGCACUGGUUUUAAAAUAGGAAAAUGAAAAUCCUAGCAACAAGGCGAAGAGCCAGUGUAACGUUUUUUGUGUUUUUAUUUGUCAUGCUCUUGAAUGUCCAACAUGUUUGUAGUAUACACCAGUGUGACUUGAUUCUUUGUUGCAUAAAACACUAUUUUGAUGAUGUUAUUGUCUGAACAGCCCAGCCCUCUGCCCAUUCCGUAGCCUCCCUUUCUUACUUUGAAAUUGCUUUUGUUCUGUAAUGAAACAAAACCUCCAUUUAAUGAGACAAGCUGAUUUCUGGUAGUCAGAGUUAAACUGGUCUUUGCCAUGGAUUUUGCAGGGGGUUCUUCUUCCCCUUGCUCUGGUUAAUUCUAAGGCAUACAGUGCAUUACUCCUGAUCCUGCCCUGUGAAACAAACUGCAAUCAGAUGUCAAUUUUCAGAGUUUCUGCCAUAACUAACAGCCAGGAGAGAAUACACCAGGAAUACUAUAAUCCUCUGCAGUCACUUUGUCAGGUUGACAUUUCCAGGCUGUGGUCAGCUAGAGGUUACUUAGGAGGACUUCUAGAUAAGUUGAACUUAAACACUGCCAGUUGAUAAAGACUGGAAACUGAGUUUAAAAAACCCUGCUCAUUUUAGCAGUUACAGGCUUUCCUGUCAAUUCCCCUCCAUCCUGAAGCCUUUCACUGGAAUAUUCACUUGACAGGUAGUCUUUGUCAUGCCACCUAGUUAAAAGUUGGUUUUUUAAGAGGAAAAAUUGAAGUCUCUUGCGUGGUUUUCUCUCUUUCAGGAGUGGAAGAUGGCCGUCCAUUUGUUGCUGCUUCAAAAGCAACUAUCAAGGAAUCUAUAGUCUAUAUAUUCGAUAUAGUUAUGCAUUGCAGUUUUGGCAGCUCACUCUGCCUGCAAUCUAAUAAGAGAUAAAGUAAUUCUUAUGGACAUUUAAUUUGGGUCUGUUUGGUUUUUCUAAAAUAGAAAUUUAUAAAUAACUGGUGCAAAACCCUGGCCCAGUGGCAAAUGUCAGGCAGGACUGUAGAGCAGUACCAAGAUGAUUUAGAGUUUACUGACUGCCCAUGUUGACUUAACACUUGGAGUUCUUCAGUGCAAGGCCUGAAAUGCCCCAGAUUGACUUGCCUGUUCUUGCAGUGUCUCCUGCACCUCUCCCUUGUCAGGUACCCUUGGGACAUAGGAUGCAUUGUAGUUAGAUGCUAUCACCUCCUCUGGAUAAUUUCCCAGGGUGCCCAAGCUGCUUGUCCAGGGUUUUAUUUCCCUGUUGACUUUGGAGAAGCAGAAUCUGUAUCCCAGGACUUUGUGGCAGUCUCUAACAUCCUUCCCCCUACCCCCUGGUUAAGUAUCAUAUUGUACAGUAGCUUUCAAACCAUACAGUAUUCAUUGGGUUACUCUUAUUAUUAUCAAGUAGCUGGAAUUGUGAAGGUCGGAGUAGUUAGAUCUUUAGCUUUUAUUCUUUUUUUUUGUAUUACUAUCCAUGUGUAUAAAUUAUUGAUCAUGUUGCUGGCUUUUAUAAACUCUAAGCAAAGGAGGAGCCCUUCUUCACCCUUUGCGAAUGGUAAUGAAGCACUGUUUUUAAAUAAAAGAGAGAAACACCA
This is a messenger RNA of Rhineura floridana, 6335 nucleotides long. It is a transcript of the gene RBFOX2, whose product is annotated as RNA binding fox-1 homolog 2. Gene Ontology annotation, molecular function: mRNA binding. Bases 485 to 1819 code for a protein of 444 amino acids. The transcript has 14 exons. Lineage: Eukaryota; Metazoa; Chordata; Lepidosauria; Squamata; Rhineuridae. Gene Ontology annotation, cellular component: nucleus; cytoplasm. The record is from RefSeq and is a predicted model, not a curated record. Gene Ontology annotation, biological process: nervous system development; regulation of alternative mRNA splicing, via spliceosome.